AUGACGAUCAUCGAUUUGGAAACGGAUCUCUCUAAUCCGAUACACAAACCAGGCGGCGCCGUCAUGAUUCGCGAGGUUUGGGCGGAGAAUCUCGAAUCGGAGUUUGCGCUAAUCAGCGGAAUCAUCGACAAUUAUCCGUUCGUUUCGAUGGACACGGAGUUUCCCGGCGUGAUUUUCAAAUCGGAUCUCCGCGGUGGGAACCCCGCCGAUCUCUACAGUCUACUCAAAUCCAAUGUCGAUGCCCUAAGCCUCAUCCAGGUCGGUCUUACUCUCUCAGACGCUUCCGGAAACCUCCCGGAUCUCGGCGGUGGUGGAGGCGAUCGCUUCAUCUGGGAGUUCAACUUCAAAGAUUUCGACGUGGCUUGUGACGCACACGCUCCCGACUCGAUCGAGCUUCUCCGCCGACAGGGGAUCGAUUUCGAGAGGAACCGCCGCGACGGAGUGGAUUCCGAGAGGUUCGCGGAGCUGAUGAUGUCAUCGGGGCUCGUCUGCAACGAGGAAGUGAGCUGGGUGACGUUUCACAGCGCGUACGAUUUCGGUUACCUGAUGAAGAUUCUCACGCGCCGGGAGCUUCCAAGCGCGUUGGGCGAGUUUCAGCGCGUGAUGAGAGCGUUGUUCGGGGAGCGCGUGUACGACGUGAAGCACAUGAUGAGGUUUUGCGAGCGGAGGUUGUACGGCGGUUUAGACCGGGUCGCACGGACGCUUGAGGUGAACCGGGCGGUUGGGAAAUGUCACCAAGCCGGUUCGGAUAGUUUGCUUACGUGGCACGCGUUUCAGAGGAUGAGAGAUCUGUAUUUCCUUCAGGAUGGGCCGGAGAAACACGCGGGUGUUUUGUAUGGGCUUGAGGUCUGUUGA
Molecule: messenger RNA, 855 nt
Organism: Microthlaspi erraticum
Lineage: Eukaryota; Viridiplantae; Streptophyta; Magnoliopsida; Brassicales; Brassicaceae
Source: the annotation of a GenBank genome assembly